Molecule: messenger RNA, 1284 nt
Organism: Melampsora larici-populina 98AG31
Lineage: Eukaryota; Fungi; Basidiomycota; Pucciniomycetes; Pucciniales; Melampsoraceae
Exons: 2
Coding region: 120-956 (278 amino acids)
Source: RefSeq, a predicted model, not a curated record
UUCGUGUGUUCAACCUUUCAACUUUUCAACGUUUUCUUUACUUACACUUUGAAUUUCACAUCUCGUUUAUCAUUUAUCAAUUAGCAUAGCAUCAUCACUUUAAGCAUAGAAAAUACCUGAUGACUCAACUUAUCAAAUUUGGUUCAACAACCAUCUUAGAGAAUGUCACAUAUCUUUUCAAGUUAAUCUCAGAACCUCUUCAUCCUACAUUUUUUCCAUUACCGUUAUUACCUUUCAUUCAUGCUGCAAGACUCAGUUUGGGUUAUCAACAUUUGCGUGUGAAGGCAGGAGGAAAGCUUAGUUGGACUGCUGAUCUUAUCGGAUAUCUUGUUAUGGCAUGGGGCGGCUCGGUGAUGGUCAACUUGAUUUUGUACCAACCUAUCCCUCAACUUGUUACCUUUCGACCGCUUUUGAUUUAUACCUUCACACAUUGGAGUUUGAAACUCAUCGAAUUUUCUCCUUCGAUGGCUUUCCUCGAUCGAUUGUUACCAUUACCUGAUGCAUUGAUUCGGACAGCAACGAUAACUGCAGCAGUUGACGCAGUAGUAAAUCAUCGUGAACCGGCUUAUGCUCAAUCUCUUUUACUUCAACUUAUUAUUGGUGCGAUGGCUGCCUCUGGAGGUUCAGCGCUUGCUCAAUCUCUUGGUACUACUCAACCAAUUUGGCGUUGGGCUCGACCAGAUUGGAUGGAAAGACCUAGUACAAUUGGUGCAUUAGAUGUUUGGUCUGGAGUCUUGAUAGCAAUCGUGUAUGGUUUCUUACAACAAACUCAUCCGACUUAUUAUCUAUUGACUACUUGGCUCAAUGGGAAUUUUAAACCUUUAUUGGCACCUGCAGAAGCUCGAGGAGCUUGUGCUAUUUUACUUUCUAUAAUUUAUUAUUGGCGUGCUCAUGAGACACAUAGAAACUUACCGCAUCGAAUCAAUAAAGUAACUGUAGGAAAGAAGAAGGAUUGAAGCAUCUUAUUUGUUAUUGUGUUUAUACUGGCUCUUGGACCUCUGAUAUCAUCUUAUCUCUUUCAUUUCGAGCUUCUUUUCACCUCCUACUAACGUCACUGCUUCUCACCUUCGUUCAUCAUAAGCACCAUUUGUUUUUGGAUGCUGAAAUUUGUUGUACUUUGAUACUAUCGUUAAAUUGUAGAUAACACAAGCAAAUCUUUCUUUACCUUGGACAGCAGUAGUUGACUUUAUCAAGUCUUGACCUAUCUGAACCUCCAUACCAUCGGGCCUUUGAUCUUGGGAGUGGGUCUUUCAGAGUGUAAUGCAGAAACCAAUCAUCACAUUG